AUUAAGAAUGGCGAUGUCCGAAUUAAGACACCGAAUGCACAUGCAAGAAGUAGAAAAAAAAAUUAAAUUAUUGCAAAUGAAUUGGUUCAUAAAGAACUACGAAGAAGCAAUUGAAAAUUCAGAUAAACCAAAACCUACCGUUUCAAUCCAAUCGACCAAACUUAUCGAUGAGAUACGAGGAAUGAGAACCCUAAUUAAAGAUAUUAAUGCCAAGCUAGAGGUGUACCAAAAGGAAAUAAAUAAGAAAGCAUUCGAAAAACUAAAUGAAAAUGCAUCAGCACGUUUUGAAACAGAAAUUUCAUACAUGUACUCUGUACCACCCGAUAUCAAACAUCAAUUGUAUAACGGUAAAAAAUAUAAAUUUACAAAUAUAUACUGAUAUGUUACCGUUAUCUUUA
Rhopalosiphum padi (bird cherry-oat aphid) is the source of this 398-nucleotide messenger RNA. RefSeq lists its product as uncharacterized. NCBI's taxonomy places the organism in Eukaryota, Metazoa, Arthropoda, Insecta, Hemiptera, Aphididae. The transcript has a single exon. The coding region runs from base 8 to 379 and encodes 123 amino acids. The record is from RefSeq and is a predicted model, not a curated record.